CUACGAUUCAAGAAGGAUUCUCGUAUCUCUCGCUAAUCUUCUGCUUCAUCAUUUGAAUUCUUAUCGUUGCGCCUAGGGACAAUCCUACUAGCUUCCGCCUCCUCUUCGUUCGCCUCUAAUAAUACUACUACAACUAUCAGUACUACUACGACCACCACAAAACACAAAAUGAACGCCAUGAACGUCUCGUCUGACUCCGACCGCGACGUGAGCAUGUCUCCGCGGAAGCUCGCGCAGUUUCAAAAAAAGCAAUUGCUUGAAAGCCAACGUCGCAACGACCGCGCCAGUAAUGUGGGAAUGAUGGCGGUACCUUCAUUCUCAGCAUUCUUAUUCCAUCAUCCCCAUUCCAUCCAACUUGUUCUUAUUCUCGUCAUUUCAUCCCAUUCCCAUAUUGGAUCCAACUUAUUCUUAUUCUCAUCAUUUCCUCCCUUAUUCCAUCUAGCUUGGUUAUGUUCAUCAUUAUCAUCUCAAUCAAUCAAACUCUAUCAGCUUCGCAACCAGCAGCGCAUUGUGAAUUAUGUUGUGGAUGCCACUACCCGUGGUAUCUUUAGAUUUUUUAGAUUUUGUUGAUUACAACUUUUUACUACUAUUUGGAUCAAUUAUUACUAUUGCAAGUGCUACCUUUAACACUACUACUGAUGAUGUUACUGCUAGAAAUGAUAUCUAUCAUGACAACAUUGCUGACUUAUCUCAGAAAUCAGCACGUCGCGGCUUUUCAACUCCAUCUCCUCUCCCUGCCUCAUCACUUACCCUCUCCCUUCCUCAUCACUUUUCAUCUCCCUCCCUAUCGCCAGCUGAUACUGCGGCAAUGCAGCUGAUCGAUGAUGAGCGCAAUAUCGCGGAGGAGCAGACGCAGGUGAUCCGCAACAACGCUCAGCAGCAGGUGCAGGAGCAGCACAACAACAUCAACCAGGAGCAGGCGCAGAUGCAGCGCAACAUCGCGGAUGACCAGGUGCAGCGCCUCGCCGACGCGAGCCGCGAGGUGCUGCCACCUCUCACCGAAGUGCCGCGCAUUGGAGCAGAGGCCGCGAAAAUCCAUGUUGAAAUGGGUCAGGGAAUGUGCAUGUCGAUCACCAGUACUCUAAUCACUAGAUCCAAUAACGAAGGUAGAAAGAACUUUUUUUUCAAGAAUUUGCUGUGCUAGUCCUUGCAUCUAUAAACUUUUCGUAUCAUCAUCAUCACACCGUCAUCAUAUCCUCAUCACAUCAGUGACAUCACCAUCAUCGUUAUAUCUCAUUUUCAUCACCAUCUCCAUAACAGCGCCGAAGACCUCCGUGGUCCAAAAGGCUUCCUCUUCCUCGUCUUCGUCUUCGUCGACCCCGGCAUCCUCUUCCUCGUCUUCUGCUGCUAUUACGAAGAAGGAGGAAAAAGAAGAAGAGGGGGAAAAAAAGAAGAAAUAAGAUGGUGACGAAGAGGAAAAAGGAUGAAGUAAGAUAAUGAUGAAGAUAAAGAUGACUCAUCUUAGAUGAAAAAACGCCUGUGAGAGAGGCGUGGAGACGAAGUGAGAUGAUGUUGUUUUUGAUGUACUUUCAAUUCAUGGAUCGUUUGUUCUUGAUUUAUCUUUUUUCAUCAUAAUAUUAUUAUUCAGAAGUUCUUCAAAGUAUCUAUUGAGUUUGAUCUUUUCUUGUUUAUUUUCUUUUACAAAAUUUACAACAUUUACAAUAAUUAAAAUGAGUGAGGGUAGUUUUACCGCGUAGGGUGCUACUAAGUACUUUUGUGUGGUUGGUGGCACUCUGCCGGUAUGUUUUUAUAUUUUUGAUUUCAUUAAAAGAAUUGAGAGAUGUUAUAAAGAAGUUUUAAAUGAUAGUUCUUGUUGUUAUUAAUGAAUUUCAUCAUCAUGAUGAUCCUUGAUGUGAGAAUAAAGGUACUCAUGAAAAUAAUUUUCAUUUUAUAAUGACUUCCCCCUUGUGCUGUACCCCGUGAUGCCGUCAGACUGACAGCGGGGCUAUUGUGCUUCUGGCACGUGAGACUCCCUACAGACUCUACCUCCAGAAUCGAUUUGUUUCUGUGAAUAGAAACUAAAAAAUCGAAACAUCAAACCCUAAAAAU
Molecule: messenger RNA, 2049 nt
Organism: Amoebophrya sp. A25
Lineage: Eukaryota; Dinophyceae; Syndiniales; Amoebophryaceae
Source: the annotation of a GenBank genome assembly